Schistosoma margrebowiei is the source of this 441-nucleotide messenger RNA. NCBI's taxonomy places the organism in Eukaryota, Metazoa, Platyhelminthes, Trematoda, Strigeidida, Schistosomatidae. The record is from the annotation of a GenBank genome assembly.
AUGGUCCACAUUAAAAAUAAAUCUUCCAAACUUGGAAAUCAAUUAAAAAGUAUUCUACAUGCAACAAAUAAUUCAGCGACUAAAAUUAAAUCUAUAAAUAGAGAAGUGAAAUGGUCAAAAAAUACCAAUGAGUUUCGCGAAGAAUUUAUUACAAGUGAUGGUAUACAAGCUUUAAAUACAUUUGUUAAUUGGUGUCAUGAACAAAGAUUACUGAAAUUACGUGAACAAGCUAAAGUAGAACAAUUACAUAUUGAUAAAUUGAAACAACAGUUUAAUGAAACUGUCAUUCAAAUGAAAAAUGUUAACAAUAACGAUGAUGUUCAACAGCAUAAAGUGGUUAUGCUAUUACCACCAUUGAAUGAAUUAGAAAGAUGUGUUGUACGUUUAGGUGAAUCACAUGUAACUGAAAGACGUAAAUGUUGUGUAAGUUAUGUCUAUUAA